GAGAUAGGUGAGAGAAAAGGAAAGUAAGAAAAGGGAGCUGCGAGCGAGAGUGGGUUUGUGCUCUGCGUAAACCUGUCAUUCCCGAAGGAAGUGUUGUUUGGUCGUCGUCGUCGUCGUCGUCGUCGUCGUCGACAUCGCCGUCGUCGUCGUCGCCGCCGCCGUCCUCCUCCUCCUCGUUGAAAUUAUUAUCGCACAAUCGAGUAGACAUGAGCGAAUUACAUCCAGAGGAGAUAAGACGCAGGCGAUUAGCUCGCCUCGUCAGCCUUGACAAUGCUCCUGGCAAUGGAUCUACAAAUUCCAGCGAUCCAAAAACUGGAGUUCUUAUGUUGCAAAGUAAUUCGACUGCUGGACCUUCCGGUGCUUCCUCUCUACUAGCAGCUACAAUCUCACCUUCGCCUUCCACGGAUCCGUCAAUGCUACAGCUUCCAGACAAUAAAGCACCAAUGGAAAUACAAGAUAAUUGUGAAAAGCACUGCAACUCGUCUGGUGUUGAUAUCGACUCUGGUAUUGAAAAUAUGGAAGUAGAGGAUACGGAUCGUAAAGAAAUUGCACCAAGAUCUAGGACGAGUUCCAGUACAGUUGAAGUAACAUUGGAACAGGCUCAUUCCGUUAUAUCGCGAGUGCUUUCCGUCUCGUGGAAAACGUCGACGGGAGGUACGAUAUAUCUUCCCGAUACCGCUAAAAAUAUAACAGAAACGAACAGUAACAAUUUCGCUGACAUCAUUAAUCAAGCAAUAAUGGAAGUUUUAUUCAAAUUCGCUAAUGGCGAAGAUCCUUUAAAGGACAUAGCUAUAGAUAUAUCUUUAGAUUGUCAAGAUAGUCCAAAUGAUCCAAAAGCUAGUCCAAUGCUGAGUCCGGUUACAAGUAAUUCAAUAAACCCAUUGGCAAAUCAACUUAAUGCCUCUAACGAAGAUCAGUCCACGCAUUCAAAAAGUCUCGCAUACUUAAUAGAUUCCUAUGCCAGAGUAGCUGUCGAGGAAAGAAAUCAUCCCAAGCGCUCGAGCGUGCCGCCGCUGUCGGAGGUGUUAACGAAUCUCCGGGCCCAGUGCGUUCAGUACGCGAGCCUUGUGCUCCAAGGUCAUCUGCCAGGAUGCCAGCAGCCGGAAGUCGGGGCCGGUUGCCGAUCCGCCCUCCUGAACAACAUGCUCUCGCAGAACCUGCCACGGGGCUUUCUCCACGAGCUCGUCACACGCAACCAAGGCAACUCCGAGGCCUUCGAGCGCAUCUUCACGCCCCUACUCCAGAGCCUCUACCUGGCGAUGCAGCGCGCGAGCCUCGUCGGCAACACCCAUAGGCGGCCGAUCGAGGCCCUCGAGGAGCUCGUCGAGAUACGCUGCGGUCCCAGUGGUAACCUCCGACCCGCGUGCCGCCUCAUUACCAGCCAGGUGCAGUUCAAUCCGGAGCUUAUGACGCCUGCGGUCGGCAGAGAGAUCGCCAGGACCUCCUUCCUCGGACCCUUUUUCUCCGUCUCUAUAUUCGCCGAGGAGCAGCCCAAGGUAGCGGAAAAGUUCUUCAAUGGCAACACAUCGACGGACAAGUCGAUGGUCCUCACCCUGCAGAAAGAGCUCGAAAGCAUUCGAAUAUCGCUUCAUAAGAUUCUACACGCCAUCCUCGCUAGUAACACGUGUCGCGAGUCGACUCUCACAUACCUAGCCGACAUACUUCGCCAUAAUGAGAAGCGCACGCAGAUACAGACGGAGGAGUUUUCCCUCGCUGGUGAUGGCUUUACUCUCAACGUACUCUCCGUGCUCCAGAUGCUCUCCGUAAAAAUAAAACUCGACACGAUAGAUCCGCUCUAUCCCUUUCAUCCAACUGCACUUAUCGAUAUCAAGAACGAGACAAGGCUGAAGCUUACCUCGCAGGAGGUAACGCAAUGGCUGGAGGAUCUUGAGACAAGCGGCCAUAAUUGGACAAAAGCUAAAUUCCCGACGCAAUGUUGGUUCCUCACUCUUCAUUGUCAUCAUAUCGCACUCAUACCGGCACUCCAGAAAUAUCAGAAGAAGUUGCGCACUCUACGCGACCUGCAGAAGAUGAUCGACGAUCUGCAGGCGACUGAGUCCCAGUGGAAAGAUACCAUGCACGACAUGCCGAACAAGGAGCUGAUUAAGAAAUGGAAGUACCAGUUAAAGAGACUAGGCAAGGCUAAGGCGUGCGCGGAUGCUGGCUUGGUCGAUCCCCUUCUGCUGAGGAGGUCACUGCAUUUCUAUACCUCGGUGGCAGAAGUGAUGUUGAAGCUCCUCACCGGCGUCGAAAACGUCAACGAGUUGGCAUACGACAAUAAUCUGUCGAAUAUAUUAAAUUGCCGUUCCGAGACGCCGAAAGUCUUUACCGCUCUGCCUGAGUGGUAUAUCGAGGACAUCGCCGAGUUCUUACUUUUCAUACUUCAAUUUAGCCCUGAGGUGGUUGUAAAUAACGUCGAUACCAUUCUUAUUACAUGGCUGCUGGUGCUGAUAUGUGCUCAAGAUUGUAUGCGAAAUCCUUAUUUGGUUGCCAAAUUAAUCGAAGUUCUAUUUGUAAUAAAUGCAAGCGUUCAGGGGUUGACGGAGAGUUUGCACAAGCAAGUGAUGGCGCACCCGCUCUCGAAUCUCCUUCUUGCUUCCAACCUCAUGAAAUUUUAUACGGACGUCGAAACGACGGGGUCAUCGUCCGAGUUCUAUGACAAAUUCUUCAUACGCUACCACAUCUCCCUAAUCCUGAAAUCAAUGUGGGAGAGCCCGGUGCACAGGGCCUCGAUAAUCCGCGAGAGCUCGAACGGCAAGCAAUUCGUCAAGUUCAUAAACAUGCUGAUGAACGAUACGACUUUCCUGCUGGACGAGUCGCUCGAAUCUCUUAAACGUAUCCACGAGGUGCAGGAGAUCAUGUCGGAUCAGUCGACUUGGGCGUCCUUCAACCAAGAUCAGCAGCAAUCGCGCACGCGUCAAUUGGCGACGGACGAGCGUCAGGCGAAGUCGUACCUUACCCUCGCCAAGGAAACCGUCGCCAUGUUUCACUACCUCACCAUACAGAUCACCGAGCCGUUCUUGCGUCCGGAGCUCUCGGGUCGACUCAGCGCCAUGCUCAACUUCAAUUUGCAGCAGCUAUGCGGGCCAAAAUGUAAGAAUCUGAAAGUGAGAAAACCCCAAAAAUACGGCUGGGAGCCAAGAGCAUUGCUGGGGCACAUCGUCGACAUUUACCUGCAUCUCGAUUGUCACAAGUUUGCCGCUGCCUUGGCCAGUGACGAGAGGUCCUUCUCGAAGGAGUUGUUCGCGGAGGCGGCGAGCAAGCUCGAGAAAUCGGCCAUAAAGUCGGCGUCGGAGAUCGAGCGAUUCAUCGCCCUCUCGGAGAAGGCGGCCCAGAUCGCCAGCGAUAACCGGGCGCGCGAGGAGGACUACAACGACGCGCCCGACGAGUUCAAGGAUCCCCUCAUGGGUACGCUGAUGGAGGAACCCGUCAAGUUGCCCUCGGGCAUUGUCAUGGACAAGGACGUCAUUAUACGGCAUCUGCUCAACAGCGCGACCGAUCCCUUUAGUAGGCAGCCUCUCAGCGAGGAUAUGCUUGCCCCCAUGAACGAAUUGAAAGCAAGAAUAUCGGAAUGGAAGCAGCAAAAAAGUACAUCCACUGAUAUACAAUAGUUUCGAUCAGUUUGGAAACAUGAAAGGCAACCGAAUGUGGGGCUUACUAGAUAAUACUUGACAGUGUUGACUUUUGACUCAUCUAAAUCAAGUAUUGGUGGACAAUGCAUCCUUUUUUUUUAUCAUGAUAAAUAAAAAGCACAGAUAAAAAACAAAUCUUGUGCACGUGAUCUCUCGUGAUUAUGCUGUAAUUAUGAUAAUAAAUUUGUUGUUUUUUUUUAUACGUCAA
Molecule: messenger RNA, 3840 nt
Organism: Ceratosolen solmsi marchali
Lineage: Eukaryota; Metazoa; Arthropoda; Insecta; Hymenoptera; Agaonidae
Gene: Ube4B
Product: Ubiquitination factor E4B
Exons: 10
Coding region: 207-3611 (1134 amino acids)
Biological process (GO): ERAD pathway; protein polyubiquitination; ubiquitin-dependent protein catabolic process
Cellular component (GO): ubiquitin ligase complex; nucleus; cytoplasm
Molecular function (GO): ubiquitin-ubiquitin ligase activity
Source: RefSeq, a predicted model, not a curated record